ACGAGUUCCUCUUGGUAUUGUGGACCGCAAUGGAAGUUUUUUUACUCAAAAAGACUCAAUUCUAGUAGGCAUUUCAACCACAAAUCAGUGGCAUUUCGGCUACUGUGGCGAAAAAAAUCAAAACUGCUAACCCUGUUCCUGAGUUUGCCUGUUGUUAUGUUGUAAGCGCCCCUGGUUACCGUUGUGCCUGUUGUUCCUACCCACAAUGCACCGCAAAGACGAUGGAUUUCGAGGACGGUGUCAAAUUGAGGGGUGAUCACAGCAUGGAGAAAGAGCAGCGCAACAUCGUAGCAAUCAAUGCCUCCAAAAGAGAGCUGUUCACAGCCAACAGUGGCUACAAGUCCCUCCAGAAGAGACUCAGGACACAGUGGAAAAUUCAGAGCAUUAAAGAGGAACUUUCCAUGGAGAAACUAAAUGGUGUCAAGCUUUGGAUCACGGCAGGACCCAGGGAAAAAUUUACUGCUGGUGAGUUGGAGGUGCUGAAGCAAUAUCUGGAUGGAGGAGGAGAUAUCCUGGUGAUGCUAGGGGAAGGAGGGGAGAUGAAGUAUGACACCAACAUCAACUUCCUCCUUGAGGAGUUUGGGAUCAUGGUCAACAGUGACGCUGUGGUGAGGAAUGUUUACUACAAAUAUUUCCACCCAAAAGAAGCACUUGUGUCCAAUGGUGUAUUAAACAGAGAGAUCAGUCGUGCUGCAGGAAAAGUAGUGACAGGGGUCAUUGAGGAUGAAAGCACUGGGAACAAUGCACAGGCUUUGACCUUUGUGUACCCGUAUGGAGCAACGCUAAGCGUGAUCAAACCUGCAGUGGCUGUUCUGUCCACUGGCUCUGUGUGCUUCCCGCUCAACCGACCCGUUCUCGCCUUUUAUCAGGUCAAGGAGGGGGGACGGUUGGCCGUGCUGGGUUCCUGCCACAUGUUCAGUGACCAGUACCUGGACAAAGAGGAGAACAGUAAAAUAAUGGAUGUUGUCUUUCAGUGGCUUAUGACAGACAAUAUUCAUCUGAACCAGAUAGAUGCUGAGGACCCAGAGAUUACAGACUACACCAUGCUACCAGAUACAGGGUGUCUCUCGGAGCGACUAAGAGUAUGUUUGCAGGAGAGGGAUGAGAAUCCUCGAGACUUUACAUCUCUCUUUGACACAUCCCUCCUUAAGCUGUCCACUGACUCGCUGCCUCGGGUCAUCAGCUCCUAUAAACAGCUGAAUGUCAAGCAUGAACCUCUCCAGCUGAUCCAGCCGCAGUUUGAGACACCUCUGCCCACUCUGCAGCCUGCAGUCUUUCAGCCGGCCUUCAGGGACCUGCCCCCUCCUACACUUGACCUUUUUGAUCUUGACGAGACCUUCUCCUCGGAGAAAGUACGAUUGGCACAGCUCUCGAACAAAUGCACAGAUGACGAUUUGGAGUUCUACGUGCGUAAGUGUGGGGACAUCUUGGGGGUGACUGGAAAGCUGGAUAAAGAUCAGAGAAAUGCAAAACACAUACUGGAGCACAUCUUUUUCCAAGUUGUGGAGUUCAAGAAACUCAAUCAGGAGCAUGACAUUGAUACAACAGAAGCAGGAUUUUCUCCAUUCUGAAGGAUGCAAAGGAAACCACUUUCCAUUCCAGUAGAAAGAUUGACAGGGAUUUAUAAGUGAUUAUUUCUGUUAUGCACAUAAACCAUGAGUACGUCGUUUCCUUCCAUACCCAAAAAUGGAGAGCUAUUACUCUGGAAUCUUGUCUCACAUUGGGUAUAUGUCCAAAGACAAUUCAAUAUUUAUAUUUUGUACUUCCUUUGCAUUUAACCCAUUCUAAUCAUUUUCCUUUACACCUUGAAUAGUCUUCUGUAUCCAAUUCUCAA
Molecule: messenger RNA, 1834 nt
Organism: Megalops cyprinoides (Indo-Pacific tarpon)
Lineage: Eukaryota; Metazoa; Chordata; Actinopteri; Elopiformes; Megalopidae
Gene: ift52
Product: intraflagellar transport 52 homolog (Chlamydomonas)
Exons: 14
Coding region: 222-1571 (449 amino acids)
Biological process (GO): cilium assembly; intraciliary transport
Cellular component (GO): cilium; intraciliary transport particle B; centriole
Source: RefSeq, a predicted model, not a curated record